AGUAUCUUACUGAAGGAUCUGGCUGAUGAGCUCGCUCUCAUUGACGCUGAUGCAGACAAACUGAAGGGAGAGACCCUGGAUCUUCUGCACGGCAGCCUUUUCUUCAACACUCCAAAAAUCGUCUCUGGGAAAGAUUACAGUGUCUCUGCCAACUCCAAAUUAGUUAUCAUCACAGCUGGCGCCAGGCAGAAGGUGGGAGAGUCGCGCCUUGACCUGGUCCAGCGCAAUGUUGUUAUCAUGAAAUCCAUCGUUCCCGGCAUAGUCCAAAACAGCCCUGACUGUAAAAUACUGAUUGUCUCAAACCCAGUGGAUAUUUUGACUUACGUGGUAUGGAAGAUAAGUGGCCUCCCUGCAACUCGCGUAAUUGGGAGUGGCUGUAACCUAGACUCUGCCCGUUUCCGUUACCUGAUUGGUGAGAAGUUGGGUGUCCACCCUGUAAGUUGCCAUGGCUACGUUCUUGGUGAGCACGGCGACUCCAGCGUGCCCUUGUGGAGUGGUGUGAACGUUGCUGGCGUACCUCUGAAGUCACUGAACCCAGCAUUAGGAACUGACUCAGACCAGGAACAGUGGAAAAAGAUCCACAAUCAGGUGGUGGAAAGCGCCUAUGAGGUGAUCAAACUGAAAGGUUAUACGUCCUGGGCCAUUGGCCUCUCUGUGGCCAACUUGGCAGAGAGCAUAAUGAAGAAUCUGAGGCGGGUGCAUCCCAUUUCCACCAUGAUUAAGGUAAUGGGUCUGCAGAGGCAUAUGUAUUUUACAGAUUUGUUUCUUGGCCUUGCGAAAUCUUGAGCAGACUAGUGGAAGCCCCCAGUCACUGACUGAACAGAAAUAAAUUCAUCCAUUCAUGAUUUUCUUUUGGAAAGAAAUAGCUGACCUGUGGAAUUAAUGUCCUGUCAGCACUGAAAGUAUCUAAGUUACACUGAGUUAGGUGGAGACUCUGCUCAGUUACCAGUCUUAGAGAAAU
This is a messenger RNA of Microtus ochrogaster (prairie vole), 961 nucleotides long. Its product is annotated as L-lactate dehydrogenase C chain-like. The transcript has 6 exons. Gene Ontology annotation, molecular function: L-lactate dehydrogenase (NAD+) activity. The record is from RefSeq and is a predicted model, not a curated record. NCBI's taxonomy places the organism in Eukaryota, Metazoa, Chordata, Mammalia, Rodentia, Cricetidae. The annotation marks the transcript as partial. Gene Ontology annotation, biological process: lactate metabolic process; pyruvate metabolic process.